AAUUAUAGUCCAUCAUUUUUCAGCCGAUAUCGCACGAUUAAACUAAGUUCAUACUAUGACAUAGUUUUAACACACUAUUUUGUGUGACCUCAGAAACGCGCGUAAUUGUAAAGCAAGGGUGUUUUAGAAACGGUUGACUAUAAUGAUUAUGUAUUUCCUCACGCUCAAUCAACGAUGGGUUCAGAUUUGAACAUGAUAGAAUUAUCUCCUCAAACAUUAGAAAAAGCAUUUCUAGAAUUAAAUGAACAGCCGCAACAACGACAGAAUGCCAUUGCCGAGUUAAGACAUCGUAUUCAGUUACAAAGUUUACAAGGAUGUUUGGCUGAUGAAUUCCUCCUGCGUUUUCUACGUGCUAAAAAAUUUAAUCAGGAUAAUGCAUUGAGAUUGUAUACAAAUUAUUAUAUAUUAAGAUUACGCUAUCCAGAUAUAUUCAAUGAUUUAAGACCAUCAUUAGUUGAACAUGUAUUUCAAAGUGGAGUUGUAUGUCGAUUGCCUCAGCCAGAUUCAGAAGGUAGAGCACUUAUCUACUUUAGACCAGGUUUAUGGAAUCCUGCAGAAUGGUCAACAAAUGACAUAUUUCGUGCUAAUGUACUUGUUAUUGAAGAAUUAUUAUUGUCUUGGCCAGCCGUGCAAGUGCAUGGAGUAAUAAUUCUAGUGGACCUAUCAGGCUUUUCCUGGAGACAUGCCAUUAAUUUAAUGUCUCCUUGGUUUCUACAUCGAGCAGUACAUUUUUUACAAGGUUCAAGUCCUGUACGAGUAAAAGCUGUUCAUAUUUUCAAUAGUCCUUACAUGUUUUCUAAAAUAUAUUCAGCAUUAAUGCCUUUGUUAAAACCAAAAAAUCAAGCACGUGUUGUUAUGCACAAUACAUCGUUAGAAAGUCUUCAUGCUGCAAUUCCUCCCCAUCUACUCCCGUGUAAUGGUGGUUUAAACGGGACUGGACCUCCAGUCCCAUCAUAUGAAUAUAUCAAUGGUUUAUUAAAUUUGGAAGAUUAUUUCAUUGAAAUGAAUAAAUAUCCAUAUCAUAUAAAUAGUAUAUCUGACAUAUAAACAAUUGUUGAUCUAUAAAUUGUUUCUAUGUAAAUUCUAUUAUUUAUCUAUACAGAUCACUAUUAUGAUUAUCAGUAGUAUAUUACUUAUUUUUUCAAACAGACAUAGAUAUGUGUGUGAUAUAAGUAUAUUUUUCUUGUAUUCUUUUCUUAUGUACACUCAUCUAUCAUGUGAUUCUACCACUUAAUACGUAUAGUUAAUGUUCAAUCUUUCUGUUUACUGAUCCAUUGUUGUAAAUGACAUUGACGUAACACAUCGUAUGGAGAGUCUUUCAAUUUUUUUGUCUCCUGUUUUGUUUUGCCUUCAAUACUAGUUUUUUAUUUAUUUAAAGAAAAUAUUCAUUUUA
Schistosoma rodhaini is the source of this 1393-nucleotide messenger RNA. NCBI's taxonomy places the organism in Eukaryota, Metazoa, Platyhelminthes, Trematoda, Strigeidida, Schistosomatidae. The record is from the annotation of a GenBank genome assembly.